Molecule: messenger RNA, 2602 nt
Organism: Salpingoeca rosetta
Lineage: Eukaryota; Choanoflagellata; Craspedida; Salpingoecidae
Exons: 25
Coding region: 55-2367 (770 amino acids)
Cellular component (GO): myosin complex
Molecular function (GO): ATP binding; protein binding; cytoskeletal motor activity
Source: RefSeq, a predicted model, not a curated record
UUUGUGCUGUUGCCACCUGUUGUUGUGUUGUUUGUGCUUCCCACCACCACGACGAUGUCGUUCAAGCCAGGCGAGGUGGACGAUCUGGCAUCGCUGCCUGACCUGAACCAGGAAGUGUUGUUGCGAGAGCUCAAAGUUCGCUAUGAACGCGACACCAUCUACAGCUAUGUUGGCGACAUCCUUGUGGCUGUCAAUCCGUUCAAGCAGCUGCCCAUCUACACCACGGCUGUUCAGGAAGAGUAUCGGAAUGUGCUGCAAAAGGCAGACCGCCCACCACACAUCUUUGCCAUUGCGGACCGUGCUUACUACGACAUGCUGCGCGAUAAGAGGCACCAAUGCUGUGUCAUCAGCGGGGAGAGCGGCGCCGGCAAGACCGAGAGUGCCAAGUACAUGAUACGCCACAUCAUUCACCUCUGCCACUCAGGCACGACGGGCGAGGUGCUUGAGAACCAGAUCCUCCAAGUCAAUCCCCUGCUGGAGGCAUUUGGCAAUGCCGCAACCAUCAUGAACGACAACUCGUCUCGCUUCGGCAAAUACACAGAGCUCAUCUUCGAUGCAGAGGGCCACGUGUGCGGCGCCAAGAUCUCCGACUAUCUGCUGGAGAAGUCGCGUGUUGUGCAGCAGCAGCACGGCGAGCAGAACUUCCACAUCUUCCACUACAUCUUCGCAUCGCCAUUCAAGGACAAAUACGCCCUCGCCUCAAAGGACGACUUUCCAUACAUCCGUGACGAGCGGCUGUUUAGCGAUCGUGAGGCCGCCCACCAGCACGACAUUGUCACGCGUGCGCUCAAGGAUGUUGGAUUCGAUGACAAUGAGAUGGAGAUGCUGCAUGAUGUGCUCGCCGCCAUCCUUCACCUCUCCCGCAUUGCAUUCUCAGCUCCGGAGGAACAUGACCCUGCGUCGCUGGCAGCGGAUUCUGCGUCCGUGUGUGCGCGCGUGUCGUCGCUGCUUGGUGUUGACGCUUCCAAGCUGCAGUCUGCCUUGCUCACCACGACCACCAUCACCAGGGGAGAGGCAAUUGUCAAGCCAUACACAACCAUGCAGGCACAAGACAGCCGAGAUGCGGCUGCAAAAGAGCUGUACAGGCGCAUGUUCGCCUGGAUCGUCUCCUCCAUCAACGCCAUUCUCGACCCAGAGGGCCAGGCAGCAAAGGCGCAGCCCGAGCAACGCAGCCGCCUUGCACCACCGUCAGCAGACAAGCGCUUCAUCAUCGGCAUUCUUGACAUUUUUGGCUUUGAGAACUUUGAUGUGAACAGCUUUGAGCAGUUCUGCAUCAAUCUCGCAAACGAGCAGCUGCAACACUUCUUCAACCAGCACAUCUUCAAAAUGGAGAUGGAGGAAUAUCGCCGGGAAAACGUUGACGCAACAGACGUCGCAUUCAUCGACAACCAGCCCGUCCUUGACAUGUUUCUGAACCGGCCAAUGGGUCUGCUGGCACUGCUGGACGAAGAAUCCCAUUUCCCGCGCGCAACAGACGACUCGCUUGUUGGGAAAUUCCACAAGCACUUCAGCUCGCACGCCGCCUUCUCUGUCCCGCAAGGUGAUGCGUGUGAGUUCCACAUCAAGCACUACGCGGGCACCGUCAUGUACGAUGGCAUCGGCUUCCUCGACAAGAACAGAGACAGCCUUGCUCCGGACGUUGUGCACCUGUUUGCGGACAGCAGCGUCUCUGUUGUCGCCGAAUCGUUCCAGGCCUCAAUCUCAAGCACGGGACAGAUCAUUCCCAGCCGGGCGCGGUGGUCCAGCAACGUCGGCAAGCGCAAGAACAAAGCAACGUUGAGUAACACGACAAACAAGCGCGCUCUCACCGUCAGUGCCCAGUUUCGCAACUCGCUUCUUCUCCUCGUCGACAACAUGGCUCAACGCGCAUACAAGGUGAUUGCGUACAGUCCCGACACGACAAUUGAGCCUGGCGCAUUCAGCUGCCAGCGUGUUCUUGACACGGCCGGAAUCAGAGACUUUAAGCUCGGCCGCACCAAAGUGUUUCUCAAGUACUACGAUGCAGAGACGCUGGAGGUCAAAGUCACCCGCUUCAAGCAGCUCGCCGUUACCUUCCAGAAAGUUGCGCGCGGGUUCAUCGCCCGGCGAUCGGUUGUGCAGAUGCAGCGGGAGCGGGAACAGCGAGCGGCGCAGACGGUGGAGAUGAUGAAGACAGUCGAGGCAUCUGCACACGCAAUCGCUCAGGACCGAGAGAUCCCGCACAUGGGCCCCUGGACCUUUACUUGCGACCGGCUGACCAUCCCCUGUGGACAGAGCGAUCCUGAUGCUGCUGAUGCGACGGACGCGCUGGUGUCGAUGCCAAUCAAGAUGAAGAAGACGCAGCGCAGGCGCCGCCAGCACAGAACGCCUUCAACCUCAACCACGUGACACCGACAGCAGCUCCGCAUGCGCGCAUGUGCACGUAUGUGUGUGUGUGUAUGUGCAUGCGUGUGUUCGUCUGUAUCGUUGUGUGCAUGUGUGUAACUUCUGCCCAUGAAGCAGUCGGCUCGCGAGUGCACACAUGUGCUCUUGCAUUCUCAUUGUGUGUCGCAGUUGGAUCUCUGCUCGUCUAUUGGGUGUUUGUUUGGUGAUCAUCAAAAUGAAAUGAAAGGCGCAACAACAG